ACACCAGACUGUCCUCACAGGCAUCAAUGCUGCCACACAUUAGCGCAGUGUCAGCGUUUCAGCGCCGCGCAGUCGAGGGAGUGCUUAUAGGUGAAAGCGACGACUUUAAACGUAUGGCAGGAGCACGAAUCUUACACGAAUCUUACACGAAGUUUAUUCACUGUAGUGAUCCUUUUCUGAAAUUACUAUUUCAAGAUGGCUGGUAGAGUCUUCCGUCGUUUGGUAGCAACAAUUGAAAGGCUGAGGUACAAUCACCUGUUACUCCCUCACGAUGGGUCUCCUUCAUAUUUCCUCACAGCACGGCUGUGUACUAAGAACUUUCAUUCCCAGGAGAGAAACAUUCUUCUCAUGGGUCCUCCGGGGUCAGGGAAGACUUCUGUGGGUCAGAUUUUGUCUCACAAGCUUGGCAUGCCUGUUAUUGACGUAGACGACGAUGUUCUGGAGAGGGCGUGGGGAAUGCCAGUGGCAGAUAAGCUGGCUGAAGUCGGAGGAGAGCGUUUCCUCGAGGAAGAGGGUCAGGUUGUGUGCAACCUGUCAGCCUCGGGCUGCGUGAUUUCACUGACGGGCUCCAAUCCGCUUCACGCGGACGCCAUGCGACACCUCAAAAGCUCUGGACUCGUCGUGUACCUGGACGUGGAUGCUGAUGACAUCAUAGAGAGGCUUUCCAGAAUGAAAGUGAAUAGGAUUGUGGGUCAGGGUGAUGGCAUGUCUAUGAGAGACAUACUGCACUACAGAAAGCAAUUUUAUGAGAAAUGGGCAGACACACGAGUGCUUUGUGGGAGAGGAGACAGUGUUCAGGAGGUAGCAGAGAAAGCCCUCCGCGUUCUGGCUAGAUAUCAGGACUCCGAAUCGGAGACGUACACUUCCACCCGCGGCCAGCUUCUCAGGGAAAAUGGAUCUGCCAUGGACCCAAAGUUCUUCAGUGACGUUGUGGUGGAAGGACUUGCUCCAAAUGGGGGACUUUAUGUGCCAAGUAAGGGCUUCACAAAACUGGAGCCUUCAGAAUGGCAGAGACUAGUCAGCAUGUCUUAUCCUGAGAGAGCUUUAGCCAUACUCGAAAAAUGCAUUCAUCCACUGGAUGUCUCUCCGUCAGAACUUCGCUCGAUGGUUAAUUGGGCCUACGAGAGGAAUUUUGCCAGGGGAUCAGUCGCACCUGUUAAGCACCUGACUGGGGAUCAGUACGUGCUGGAGCUGUUCCAUGGCCCCACUGCCUCGUUUAAAGACCUCGCCCUGCAGUUAAUGCCUCAUCUCUUUGCUCACUGCCUCCCGCGGACGUGCAACUAUCUGAUAAUGGUGGCCACGUCCGGAGACACCGGCAGUGCCGUUCUUAGCGGCUUCGGUAACCUCCGGGACGCGGACAGGGAGCGUGUGGGCGUGCUGGUGUUUUUCCCUGAGCAAGGCGUGAGCCUUGCGCAGAGGCAGCAGAUGACCGGGUUUAAAGAGUGCAACGCCAGAGCCAUCGGUGUCCUGUCUGACUUCGACUUCUGCCAGUGGAGCAUUAAGAGAAUGCUGGAGGAUCCGAGGCUGGCAGGCCACCUGGCCGUGGAGUACGGCACCGUGCUCAGCACCGCCAACUCCAUCAAUUGGGCGCGGCUUCUUCCACAGGUGGUCUACCAUGCCUCGGCGUACCUGGACCUGCUCGGAGACGGAGUGCUUGCGUUUGGAGACCCCAUCGACGUGUGCAUCCCAACUGGGAACUUUGGCAAUGCCAUGUCGGCCGUUUAUGCCAAACAGAUGGGCAUCCCAAUAAGGCAUGUGAUCUGCGCGUCCAAUCAGAACUGUGUAGUUUCUGACUUCAUCUCUACAGGACAGUACGAUAUCCGCGGCAGGAAGGUCACUGUGUCGAGUUCUCCUGCCAUUGACAUUCUUAAAUCCUCAAAUCUUGAGAGGUUAAUACAUCACGUCUCUUGUGGGGACGGCGGUCUUGUCCGAGACUUGUUUGUGAGGUUCGAGAACAACCGAGUGUUUACUGUGUCUGAUUUUUUACUGCAGAGAAUUCAGCAGGAAGUCCAAGCCAGCUGGUGUACAGAGGAAGACUGUCUGGCUGCUGUUUGGGAAGUGCACGCUAAAACAAGUUACAUAAUGGACCCGCACACCGCUGUGGCCAAAGUGGUGGCAGAUCGUCUGCACGAUGGGUCGUGUCCUCUUGUGCUUUGCUCCACUGCACACCAUGGCAAAUUUGCCCCAGCUGUGCUGAAUGCCCUGCGCUGCCCACACAUUCCCAGUGACCCCCUAGAGCAGCUACAUACACUGAGUACUAUUGGGGGAGGAGCCCAAAUGCAUGAAGCUCUGCUGAAGUGCCUGAGAGAGAGUGGGCGACACCCACAUACGGUGUGCAAGGCCGAUUUUGGUGUGCUGACGGAUGAAGUCGAAUCUAUGAUACAAGACUCAUUUCUGAAAGUCAAAUAGUAUGCAAAGACAGAAAUAUGCUCAACAAUGACACGGAUGGUAUCUGGUUGACCAAGGAGGGUAGUAGUUCCAGUCGUGUCCAGUAGAUGGGGCUGUGUGCCAGCAAUAACAGAAUCUUUCUCGUUUUUUUUGCUGCACUGUACCGCUAAUUUACAGGCUAUUUGCAGGACUUGGUGAGAUACAUAUAAACCAACUACUGUGAUUAAAAUCCUAGAAUCCUCUCUGUGUCGUUCCCAGAAGGUAUUCUGCAAUUGUUUUUUAUGUAGAGCCCCAUUUCUAAAUAAAUACCACUUAUUAAAGCGGUUUGUAAUGACUCUGGUUUCCAGGCAGAGCUGAGUUAAGGAACCUUAUGUUACUGUGAUGUCACAGUCAGUGUGUCCAACGGCUCAGCCAGCUUUGAGCUAAUGUAUGUUAUUCCCUAAUCUGCUCCAUUAAUUUCACUUUCAGUCACAAUAAUCUGAUUAAAACAGGAUUGUAGAGUAUCUUCUAUGCAGGUGAAUGCCUGACACGGAAUUUAAUUAAAUUAUAAUCAAGAUAAUUGUUGUUAAUUAAGACUGUCCUGCAGGAGAAGUGAUAAAGGACAUUCAUAUAGCUUAGUAGUGAAUUUUGGUAUAAUUUUUAACAUUUAUUGCUCAGAAAUACUUUUUUUUGUGACAUGUUCUUUCCCCGUAUGUUU
This is a messenger RNA of Electrophorus electricus (electric eel), 3085 nucleotides long. RefSeq names its product threonine synthase like 1 (gene thnsl1). Gene Ontology annotation, molecular function: pyridoxal phosphate binding. Lineage: Eukaryota; Metazoa; Chordata; Actinopteri; Gymnotiformes; Gymnotidae. The record is from RefSeq and is a predicted model, not a curated record. Gene Ontology annotation, cellular component: cytoplasm. Gene Ontology annotation, biological process: amino acid metabolic process.